Polyodon spathula (Mississippi paddlefish) is the source of this 425-nucleotide messenger RNA. Its product is annotated as exosome complex component RRP40-like. Gene Ontology annotation, biological process: CUT catabolic process; nuclear polyadenylation-dependent rRNA catabolic process; exonucleolytic trimming to generate mature 3'-end of 5.8S rRNA from tricistronic rRNA transcript (SSU-rRNA, 5.8S rRNA, LSU-rRNA). Gene Ontology annotation, cellular component: nuclear exosome (RNase complex); cytoplasmic exosome (RNase complex). The coding region runs from base 135 to 425 and encodes 96 amino acids. The record is from RefSeq and is a predicted model, not a curated record. The transcript is spliced from 2 exons. Lineage: Eukaryota; Metazoa; Chordata; Actinopteri; Acipenseriformes; Polyodontidae. Gene Ontology annotation, molecular function: RNA binding.
GAUUUAGUUUAUUAAGCUGCAGAUAAUCGUUGAUAAUUAUUGGUGAUAAUGCACUACUGUAUCUAGACAAAACUGUGUCUGAUAAGGACUUGCCAGACUGAUUUGACUGUUUUUGCAAUGUUUUUCUUUCAGAUAUGCCAGCCAAGGGUGAAAGUGUGAUUGGGAUUGUGACUGUGAAAUCUGGAGAUGUAUUCAAGGUUGACAUUGGAAGAAGCGAGCAAACCUCAUUGUCACCUCUGGCAUUUGAAGGUGCAACAAAAAGAAACAGGCCGGAAUACUGUACAGUUUGUUUUAGCAAUACUGAAGUUAACUGUGUGACUCUUCUGCUCCUUUCACCACAGAGUAAGAUAGUUAAGGACCUGGAGAAGAUAUUCCCAUUUGAGAUGGUUAUCGGCGUGAACGGUCGAAUCUGGGUGAAAACAUGA